Molecule: messenger RNA, 1107 nt
Organism: Penicillium cosmopolitanum
Lineage: Eukaryota; Fungi; Ascomycota; Eurotiomycetes; Eurotiales; Aspergillaceae
Exons: 4
Coding region: 1-1107 (368 amino acids)
Biological process (GO): endoplasmic reticulum tubular network organization
Cellular component (GO): endoplasmic reticulum tubular network
Source: RefSeq, a predicted model, not a curated record
AUGGUCUCCCUGUGGCCCUGGAGGGGCGAGGAUAACUCCCCAGCAAACUUCGAGAAAACCCUGUCCACUCUGUCCACCAAGAUCGCAGAGGCCACCACUCGUCUCGACCAGCAUCGCUCCUCUGCUCGUCGCUUCAAAGCUCUCUGGACCCUCUAUUCAACCUUUGCAUAUCUCUUCUACAGCAUCGUUCUUGCUCUAGUGUUAGGAUGGGAGAGUUGGGGCGUCAAGGAGUACGCUGCCAUUGCUGGCGGACCCGUCCUUAUUUACGUGGUUCGCACCUUUGGAUCCCGCAUCUUUGACUAUCGCAUCACCAGGAUCCAACGCCGCCUGGACGACUACAAUAAACAACGUGACGCGACGAUCGAGAAGCUUAAGGUCGCGACAAAGUACAACUCUACCCAGCAACUGCUAGAAAAAUACGGCGGCGAGUCUCCUAAACAAUUCCCUUCCCCAAACACCAACACCAACGCCGGACCCGGAUCGACCGAGAAACGCAACCCGCCCACUCCCUCGCAACCCGUCGCCAGAACAGGUCUACCCCCACCACCCACUGCCAAUAUCCGACGUGCUCCUCCUCCCGGUCAACAACCCCUUGCAGGACCCCCCGGUUUCGCGCCGAAUGCCUUCCCCAGUUCCGGUCAAUAUAUUGAACAGCCUCACUGGUAUGAUCGACUUCUCGACGUUCUCCUCGGCGAGGAUGAGAUGCAGCCGCGGAAUCGGAUGGCUAUGAUCUGCGCGUCUUGUCGGUUGGUCAAUGGUCAGGCUCCCCCGGGGAUAAAGACACCGGAGGAACUCGGUCGUUGGCGAUGUGGGAGCUGCGGGGCUUGGAAUGGAGUUGAGAGCGAGACUACCAAGAUGCUCUCGAGCUUGAGGCAGCGGGCCCCUGGUCAGGGAUCUUGGGAUGCCGGACGGGUUUCUAAUGAGAAUAUCCCUGGGCAAACUGAGGAGGAGGAUACAGUUAUUGUGCACAAUAGCGAGGAGGAUGCGGAGUCUGCUAAGGAGGAAUCCGAGGAGGAUGAUGUCAAGCAGGAGCAAGAGGAAGAAGAAGAAGAGAAGACCGAGCCCGAGCCUGUGAGACGGUCCAAAAGGAAGGGCGGGAAGAAGUAG